AUGUCUUACCAGAAGGGCGACAAGGAUGUCGGCGAGCAGCCCACCGCUGACAAUGGAUUUUCCUCCGCGCAACAGAAGGCUCACCGUAUCCGCAUUACCCUGACCAGCUGCAAGGUCCAGUCCCUCGAGAAGGUCUCGACUGAGCUCCUCGACCGCGCCCGCUCCAAGGGUCUGACCGUCAAGGGCCCCGUCCGCCUGCCCACCAAGACCCUCAAGGUCACCACCCGCAAGACCCCUUGCGGUGAGGGUUCCAAGACCUGGGACACCUACGAGAUGCGCAUCCACAAGCGCCUCAUUGACCUUCACGCCCCCACCGAGGUUGUCAAGUCCGUCAUUGUCAACAUCGAGGCUGGUGUCGAGGUCGAGGUCACCAUUGCUGCUUAA
Thyridium curvatum is the source of this 384-nucleotide messenger RNA. RefSeq lists its product as uncharacterized. Bases 1 to 384 code for a protein of 127 amino acids. Gene Ontology annotation, cellular component: cytosolic small ribosomal subunit; ribosome. The transcript has 4 exons. Gene Ontology annotation, molecular function: RNA binding; structural constituent of ribosome. The record is from RefSeq and is a predicted model, not a curated record. NCBI's taxonomy places the organism in Eukaryota, Fungi, Ascomycota, Sordariomycetes, Thyridiales, Thyridiaceae. Gene Ontology annotation, biological process: translation.